Messenger RNA from Aspergillus ibericus CBS 121593, 2118 nucleotides. Its product is annotated as Kelch motif domain protein. Gene Ontology annotation, molecular function: protein binding. The transcript has 3 exons. Lineage: Eukaryota; Fungi; Ascomycota; Eurotiomycetes; Eurotiales; Aspergillaceae. The record is from RefSeq and is a predicted model, not a curated record. The coding region runs from base 1 to 2118 and encodes 705 amino acids.
AUGCCCCCCCUUUCCUCCACUCCUCAGAAAACGCCGUCCGCAUUCCUAAUGCCCCCUAGUCCAAGUGGUCGCCGUGGCAGCGCGGGUUACCGCCCGAGCAUCCGUAAGGCUCAAGGCCAUGUGCCAGCCUGCCUCGUCAAUGCCUCGGUGACGUAUUGCAAUAAUGACCAGAUCUACGCUUUUGGCGGUUUCGAUCAGUAUACUGAUGAAGUAUACAAUCAUGUUCUACGCUUGAAUCUCAAUACGCUUCGAUGGGAGCUAGUCGAUAACUAUGGCGACAUUCCCGGGGUGCGCAUGGGUCACACCGCGACCCUCUAUCAAGGCGAUAAAUUGAUUGUGUUCGGCGGGGAAAAUGAACACCGCGAGUAUCUAUCCGACGUCGUCAUUCUGGACAUCGGCACCUCCACCUGGACUCAGCCGGAAAUCCGUGGACCGAUCCCACGAGGCAGGGCUCGUCAUGCCGCUGUCAUCUACGACGAAAAGCUUUUCAUCAUGGGAGGAAUCACCGGAGAAAACAACAUCAUUCUUGAUGAGUUGGCUUAUCUGGACCUGAAAACCUGGACCUGGUCUCGGACGUGGAGGUUCACAGCCCGGUUCGAUCACAUCGCCUGGGUCUGGGGCGGUCGCCUCUGGAUCUUUGGGGGCCUCGAUCCCGAUAUGGAGCGUACAACCGACAUUUGGUGGCUGGAUCUUAAAGGCAUCCCGUCUAUGACAACUUCGCAAGGUACCGUGGAUUCCCCAGAGACCAUCAACAGGAUGACUUAUAGUCCAGACGCAAUCUUUAGUCCACAGCAGCAGCUCCCAGGCCGGUCCGGUAGCUAUGCAGCGAAUUCUGGGAGUGUCCAAGUGCGCAACUCUAACCGCCGGAAGCCCAUCGCCCCGGGCGCCAUUUCUUGUCUUCGGUUCAAAUCUGGUCCUCACGUUCCGGCAUUGUUUUCUGGCACCCAUUACCAGGCUUACGCAUCUGGAGUGCUCCUGGACCUGAUCACGCCGUCCGAGACUGUGCGCACCUAUGAGUGCAACUUGUCGUCCUUGGAUCUGGACUCAUUGCGCUGGCAGCGGCUUGCUGACGGACAGGAAAUCUUCAAACCCGGUUUUCGAUGGCAUUACUGCACCGUGAACGCCAGCGGGACCAAAGCAUGGUUGCUUGGUUGCAGUCUUGACACUGGUACCACGCCCGGAACCAGUGAUGAGAAUUCCAUGAGUGAAGUGCUGUGCAUUGACCUUGAAAGAUACGGUCUGCUGGGCAAUGAAAUGGCUUCCUUCUCACCUAGUCAAAGCAGGACGUCACUUUCCGAACAAGCCGGGAUGCCGCCUCUCUCCGGCUUAGGAGCCGACCUUUCCUCCGCAUUCGACCAGCCGCCCGAGGCCGGCAGCGGUGCGGACUUCAUCAUCACUGCUAACCCAGAUGACCAGGUUGACACCGAGGAUGAGGAUGAUGCAGUAGCCCCACAAUCACAGCCAGCCUUUCUACCACCCAAUGCAACCACUUCCCCUCCCAUCCACGUGCACCGGAUCAUCCUGCAGCUGCGGUGGCCCCAUUUCAAGCGGCUGUAUUCCGCCCAGAUGGCCGAAUACCAUUCGAAGAGGAUGCACAUUCCGGAGCCGUAUUCGGUUGUCCGUGCGUUCAUCUACUAUCUGUAUACGGACAGCAUUGCGGGUCAUCCGGAAUACUGUUCCGACAUCAUUGACGUGGCAGGGAUGCUUGUGAUGGCGAACUUGUACGACAUGCCGAAGCUGCGCCUGCUGUGUGUCAACCGGUUGAGCCGCGAGCUGGACGUGGAGAACGCAGCGAUCAUCUGGGAACGCGCAGGACGGACGAACGAAGAAUGGUUGAUGCGUCGUGCCGCCCAGUUCUGUCUGAGCAACUGGGGCCGGGUUGUCCGAACCGACGGCUUCAAGUCCCUCAGCCGGCAGAGUUUGAUCGCACUGUGCGAGGUGGUCGACGCCGAGGGUCGCAUCAUUGCAGGGCCCGAGUUGGAGAUGGUCGGAGCGCUUGGGGAUGGGUUCGGAUCGAGCAAAGAUACCAAGCCUUCUCAAAUGGCACUGAGUGGGAAUGUGGCUGACAACAUGGAAGACGUUGAUGGUGAGGAUAUUGACGACAUGGAGAUUAUUUGA